Molecule: messenger RNA, 2048 nt
Organism: Salvelinus fontinalis (brook trout)
Lineage: Eukaryota; Metazoa; Chordata; Actinopteri; Salmoniformes; Salmonidae
Product: nuclear pore complex protein Nup50-like
Exons: 8
Coding region: 172-1605 (477 amino acids)
Biological process (GO): protein import into nucleus
Cellular component (GO): nuclear pore
Source: RefSeq, a predicted model, not a curated record
AAAAUAAAUCACAAUUCCGUGGGCGGAGUAAAACCUCUCGCUUUGCUUCUUCUUCUUCGCUGAUCGGACAACCAGCGAUUAUUCAAAGUUUAGUAGCAUUUGGAAUUGUUUUACUAUCAAGAGAGUUGUUAACGAACAUUUUAAUUAGGGAAAAAAGAGAGCAGCGUUGUGAUGGCGAAGAGGAUUGCUGACAAAGAGCUGACUGACAGGAACUGGGAUCAGGAGGAUGAGGGAGAGGAGUAUUCUGAUGGUGUUCAUCAGGCAGGGACGUUUUCCAUCGCUAGUGAUGAUGUGAUGAAGAGCAGGCCCAUCAAGAAGGCCAAGCGUCGGGCUGCUGGUUCAGAGGGGCAGAGUGAAGGAGCAUUCAAAGUGUUUAAAGGGUUCUCUCUGGCUCCUACAUCUGGAACCGGGCCAGCCGCUGGGGGGGUCACGGCCUUCUCCGGGUUCGGGAAUGGGGUAGGGUUUAAACCCCUGUCUGGACUGUCCAACGGGAACAGUGUUAAACCCGUCGCUCCAGCCUUCACCGGGUUCACCUCGCCUACUGCCACCAAGACCACCACACCAGGUUCAUUAACAUUCAGCGGCCCCUCCAGUGCCGUCAUCACAGGGCAGCAGUCAAAUGGUUCCUCCCCCGUGGUUUCCAGUCUGUCUCCCGGCUCCUCUCUCUCCUCUAACGGCAGUAACAACCAGGAAUACAGUAGGCAGCUCACAGCUCUCAACUGCUCUGUCAGGGACUGGAUCACCAAGCACGUCAACGGAAACCCCCUCUGUGACCUGAACCCCAUCUUCAGGGACUACGAGAAGCACCUGUCCAGCAUCGAUAAGAAAUACGGAGGGAGUGGAGCUGCUGUGGUGGCGGAUGAGAGCGGUAGCAAAGCAGCGGAACCAGAGGAGAAGCGGGCAGUCAGUACCGCUCCACCACCCUCCUCUGGUACCGCCGGCUCGACGGCCACGGCGUUGGGGUUCUCCUUCCGUAAGGACGACAGCGCUACGGCCCCGGUGGACAGCUCGGCCGCCGCUCCUGCUCCGAUCCCCGCCGGCAUCGGCUUUAACUUGGGCCAGAAGGGGAACAGCUCAGUGUUGGGGUCCCUGAGCUCCGGAGGAGCUUCUAGUGUCUUCUCCUCCUCCCUGUUUGGAGGUGCCGCUCCUCCUGCCUUCUCCUUCAGUGGGGCCAAAGCGGAGGCUGCCCCAACCCAGACAACAGAUGAAAACGGAGAGGAAUCAGAUGAACCCCCCAAAGUGGAAGUCCAGGAGAUCAAGGAGACUGACGCGUUCUACUCCAAAAAGUGUAAACUGUUCUAUAAGAAAGAGACGGAGUUCAAGGAGAAGGGAGUUGGAACGCUGCACCUGAAGACGACCGCAGACGGAAAGACACAGCUGUUAGUCCGCGCUGACACCAACCUGGGUAACAUCCUGUUGAACAUCCUGGUCCAGGCCUCCACGCCCUGUUCCAGGAUGGGGAAGAACAACGUCAUGGUGAUAUGUGUUCCUAACCCCGUGGUGGACCUCAACAACCCUACCAACCCUGUCGCCAUGCUCAUCAGGGUCAAAACGGCAGAGGACGCUGAUGAGCUGCACAACAUACUGGAGGAGAAGAAGGCUUAGAGGACACGCCCCCUGGACAACAUACUGGAGGAGAAGGAUUAGAGGACACGCCCCCUGGACAACAUACUGGAGGAGGAGGACACGCCCCCUGGACAACAUACUGGAGGAGAAGGCUUAGAGGACACGCCCCCUGGACAACAUACUGGAGGAGAAGGAUUAGAGGACACGCCCCCUGGACAACAUACUGGAGGAGGAGGACACGCCCCCUGGACAACAUACUGGAGGAGAAGAAGGCUUAGAGGACACGCCCCCUGGACAACAUACUGGAGGAGAAGGCUUAGAGGACACGCCCCCUGGACAACAUACUGGAGGAGAAGGAUUAGAGGACACGCCCCCUGGACAACAUACUGGAGGAGGAAGCUUAGAGGACACGCCCCCUGGACAACAUACUGGAGGAGGAGGACACGCCCCCUGGACAACAUACUGGAGGAGGAGGACACGCC